Microthlaspi erraticum is the source of this 516-nucleotide messenger RNA. The record is from the annotation of a GenBank genome assembly. NCBI's taxonomy places the organism in Eukaryota, Viridiplantae, Streptophyta, Magnoliopsida, Brassicales, Brassicaceae.
AUGGGAAUCAAGCCCAUUCUCUCACACACAAGCGAUGGCAAGAGGAUUAGGGGAGAUAGGUCCAACACAAGGAACUUGAUGCCUUUCCUUGAUCAUCUCCUCACCUACAAGACCACGGCCUACAACACUCGAUAUCAACAAGGGAGACGACUAAGUGUUGGAGGACUCAUCACCCCUAUCUUGUGUGCUGCUGGCGUGAACCCAACUAAUAAGAGAGCCACUGAACCAGGGUGGAUGGACAUCAAAUUUUGCAAGGUCAACUACCUCAUAGAUCACAAGGAAGUGAAUGGGAGGUAUCAAUUUAAGUUCACACACCCCAUGGCUGGCCCUUCCAAGCUGCUCUUGCCCAACCCUGAGCUCACCACAGUUGUAGGAGGCAACAACAUUGACUUCAGCCCUCCACUUCACACGUUAGUUGGGCAUGAGGAUAAGUUGCGAGAAGAGGAGUCUGAACUCGAUCGAGCUGAGGAUCAAGUUGAGGACCACGCCCAAGUGAAUAAGGAAUUGGGUGAGUGA